GACAAUGUCCACGACAGAGCCUACUGCUGAAAAGAUCAGCGAUAUUGGCUCGACAGAUUCUGUAUUUUGGAAAUCUUGCCGAAAAUUUGAAGCUUCAUUGGGCGAUGGCGAUAAAGCAUUCUUCGAGAAAUUUCAAUCGCCGCGGGAAAUGCUCAAGCAGAUUAACCACGAUGUAUCCAAUCACAAAAUCCAGCGAUCUGCUAUAUUGAAGUGUGCUCGGAGGAUUGAAGUAGUCAGCACCAAGUUGAGCCCCUUCUUCGCGAUUGUCGAUAUUUUUGUCCAAACGAAUCCAGAAUACGCCGGGAUAUUCUGGGGUGCCAUCAGACUAGUUUUCCUAUGGGGAAGUAACUUCACUUCAUUUCUGGAGAAAACCUGCGAGAUGUUCGAGUUCAUGGUCCGCACUCUCCCCGCAUACGAGGACAUAGUGGCGGCUCAAACGAAGCUUCUCCAGAAUAGGCUCAGCGAUAGGAUGCUAGACGCUCUAUCUAUGGUUUAUUGUGAUAUUCUUGAGUUCUGUGCGCAAGUAUGUCGAAUCCUCUCACCCCACCGAACCUUUUCCAGAAAGGCCAAGAUGAUUUGGAAGUUGUCUUGGACCCCUUUUCACAUUCAAUUUGGCGGCCUGCUCGAGAAUUUCAGGAAGCAUGCACAGAUCUUUGAGCUUGAGAUGAAAAGCAUUGAUUAUCGAUUGCAGGUGGAAAACCAUCAGAAGCUUGACCACUUGACGGCGGAAAGCAAUAAAAAGCUUGAUAAGUUAAAGGCAGAAGGUAAAAAGCUCGACCGGUUGACCCUGGAAAACAACAGAAAGCUUGAUGGGCUUUAUGAACAGCUGAAAAAUAUGAGGCUGUCAUCUCAGCAUGCUACGAAUGAUGAAGCAAUUUGCCACGGGGGAAACCUUUCUGAUGGAAAGCCGGGAUACGGGAAAACAAUCUUAAGCGCCGCCCUCAUCGACCAGCUCCAGAUGCUGCCAGAUCAGCCUUGUAAAACUUUUAUUCAUUUCCACUAUUACGACACACUCAGAGCGUGGAGCGGAAAUACUGAAGCUGCUGGGGCUCUUCGGGCCUGGCUCGUUCAAUUCAUCCACGCAUAUCAAGAUAAGGUAGAUGAAGAAGCACUUGGUGCAAUGACAAUGCUGAUGAGGAAAGGAGGGAGCGGCCAGCAGCGUGCUAGUGGAGAAGAAGUAGUGGCACUGUUGAAAUGGUUUCUCUGUCGCCAUCCGAGGACGAUUAUGAUCAUAGACGGGGUUGAGGAGGCCGACAAUCCCCACGAAUUCUUUCGCCUUCUGAGCAUUCUCAUGUCUGACCCCAUCAUAGCCGCACCUUCAGACGCUAUUGACAGAACGGACAAUCCUGCAGUUCACGAAUUGCACACAAAGAAUAGUCCAGAGUUAAAGUGUGCUGCGGGAAUCUUGGUCUUUGCCCGCCCCAGUGUCUCAGUUCCAGACCAAAUGGCCUGCGAUGAAGUCACAUUUGAUCGAACUCUCAAUCAAUAUGAUAUCGAGUGGUACUUAGAGUCCAACUUGGACGACAUAGUUGGGAGGGGCUACCUGGGAGAGAUGACUCAGUCUGAAGUUGAAAAAACCAGUAAACUGAUUGUCAAUCGCGCCGACGGCAUGUUUCUCUUUGCCAAGCUUCUAAUUGAAUACUUGAAGACUGAGGGGCUUUUUGUCACUCAGAGAAAGGAAGUCUUGAGAAAAGUGGUUCUUUUUGAGGGGCUUGAAGAGCUAUAUGGAGCAAUAUUGAGCACACUACAGCGGCUCCUUCCCCCAGAAGCCAGAGGGAACCUCCAAAACGCACUUGAGUGGACCGCUGAAUCCUUGGUACCCCUGCAUUUCGACCAACUGCAGAACGCCAUAAGAGUUUCGCAGGGUUGUCCAAUUUCGGUGGACGACAUAAUACCAAACUUCCAGAAACAACUCGGACGAUUUUCUGGAGCUCUUUUAGAACCGACGGCUUCUGGAACGGUUACAUUCAUUCAUAGUACUUUGGUUGACUACCUUUACGAAGAUCGAUCAAAACAUCGGGAUGGAAACAACCACAAACACGAAUUCUAUCUCAAUCGACGUGAGACUCGAAUGAGACUUGGACUUUCCUGCACUAGUUUCUUUUCUAGAAUUGUUCCGCACGGCCCUCUGGCAAGCCAAUCUGACAUUACCCCUUCUUGUGAGCUCAUAAAACGCCAGCUCCCAAUACUCAGUUAUAUGGUGAAGUACUGGACAGCGCACAUCGAGCAGUCUAUCGCAACAUUCAUCGAUCACGCCGACGAAAGAUCUGAAAACCUAUUAAACGAUCUCAUCACAGAACUUCACAGCUUUGUUCUUAAGAAAAGGGCGGUUAUGACCCGGAUUGAGGCCUGUUGGUUAUUCCACACCGUCCCAAGUAUGGACGCUAUAUUAGCUACUUUCCGUGAGGACCGCUUUCGAAAAUCUUGGACCAAAGAUCUUCAAAACUUGACCGUUGAUCUCUCGGAGCUAUCUAAUGACGUGCAAAAGCUGAACCAGCAAUGGGAUCAUGUGCUGUCUGCACAACCAAACGAAAUCUGGGAGCCCAGUAUACCUACCCUCUCAAAAUCUCGAUUUUGGCUUGAAACAGACAAGGCCAAAAGCCAUCAGCUUGUUUCAGUCACAAAUGACGAGCCAAUUGUUAUCUCUCUGAAGUCUGAAGUUUCCACAAAUGGCCUCGAAGUCGGCCAAGUGAACCUCAUUCCGCCACAUGACUCAAGUGUCCGUCCAGACCAGUGCAAAAGUUGCAGUGGAGAAGGUCGUUCCUACGCAAACCAAACACCCCGUAUCCAUGGAUGGAAAGCAAGUUUCGAGGUAUGGUCACUCUCCACGAAGAGGGUAUUAUUUUCGGCACGUUUUGAUUUGAACCAAUAUGACGUUAGCUCUGAUAUCCAUAUCUGUAAGAAUGGGCACUAUUCUCCCUGGACUGCCAUCAAUGUUCCUCUAGCCAUAGCCGGGGACCUCCGAAGGGUCCAGAUCUCUAACACUCUUCUCACGAUCUUGGAGCUUGACGAAUCCCUGGAAUCAGAGAACGCACGCGGAUGUUCUUUUAUCAUCGAUUAUAUCGAUCCUUGGCAGGACCUUCGUCGAGAGCUUUCAAGUAGAAAUCCCAUUUCAUUCGUUCGCGGUACCAUGUUUAGCCCCCAGAGCAACUUUUUGCUGCUUGUUGACGCACACCACGGGCUAGCUAUUCUUAAAUUUGAUAAAGACCAAUGCACCGUUCUGUCCCGCAUAAAGGGUUUCGGCAUCGAGGAUAAGACUGGUUAUGUGUUGGCGCGUUAUGCUUGUUUCCAUCCUUUCCUGCCUAUCCUGGCGGUAGUCCGGUUCAGAGAUGUGUCAUUGUGGGACUUCUCACAAUCUGAUAAUCCAAUGGAGUCGUCCAUAUCCAGCUUACUGAACGGCUCAUCCUCUGAAGGUGCUGAGGAUGCUACACCGAAAAGGUCGCAAAAGCCGAAUGCCGUUGUCUUUGGCAAAGAUUCCCAAGGAGUUGCUUCUGCAUCCAUGCUCCGAGAAUUUCACGAAGAAGGGACCUUACUGCUUACCACUCUCCAGCAGGACGGAACAAUCCGGACCGAAACCCUCUCUCGUUUGCCAAAAGACUUCAGGCUUACAGAAGCGGUUGUGGCCAUGCCAUCAGAGGGCGAGAGUCAGGAUAUGUUUCGUAUCGUUAUCAAUGUGAAACCGAGGUUAAGGUACAGUAUAGCGCCUGAUGAGAAGAGAUUGCCGGUUGUCAUAGAACGCACGAGAAGUUCUGUGCCAACAUUCGAAAGAAAGCUUAAAAGAAGACUCGGCGCGGAUCCGAGUGAGGUUUUACAUAUUCUUGAAGAUGGGCGAGUAAGAAGUGAGGAUGAAGGCGAUUAG
Hyaloscypha bicolor E is the source of this 3859-nucleotide messenger RNA. RefSeq lists its product as uncharacterized. The record is from RefSeq and is a predicted model, not a curated record. Lineage: Eukaryota; Fungi; Ascomycota; Leotiomycetes; Helotiales; Hyaloscyphaceae. The coding region runs from base 5 to 3859 and encodes 1284 amino acids. The transcript has 6 exons.